CCAUUCCUAAGAGAAUUCUUAAUAAAUGAUCCAUCAAUUCAACACCCAUUCACAAAAUUUGAACAAGUUAAUGAUACAACAUGUAUUUUAAUAUCAUCAUUGAUCCCAUUAAUCUCAAUAACCUUGGUCUUACUAUAUCAAAACAAUUUCCAACCUCAAAAAAUCCUACAAUCAAAACAACGAUUAAUCAAAUUCCAAUUAUCAAUAUUAGGACUGAUCCUAACAUUAUCAAUCACCGGUACGAUUACAGUAUUCCUCAAAAACCUCAUAGCAAGACCUCGUCCUGAUUUCAUUGAUCGUUGUCAACCGGACCCAUCCAAGCUAACUUCAAAAUUACUAUACACUAUAGAUAUCUGUACAAGACCCGAUAAGGAAUUGAUCUUGGAAGGUUUAAGAUCAACACCUUCAGGCCAUUCAUCAAUUUCAUUCUCCGGGAUGACCUAUCUAACACUGUUCCUCUGUUCCCAAUGGAGGGUGUUUUCGAACAGGACAAGGCUGCAUUUCUUGUUUUGUGCUGCGUUGCCGAUUUUCAUUGCGGUUUGGAUAGCAUUAUCAAGGACUCAGGAUUAUAGACAUCAUUUUGGGGAUGUUACAAUGGGUGGGAUGAUUGGUGUGGUUGUGUCAUGGGGUUGCUUUAGGAAAAUAUUCCCAAGUGUUGUGGAU
Hansenula anomala is the source of this 663-nucleotide messenger RNA. Its product is annotated as phosphatidate phosphatase LPP1. The record is from RefSeq and is a predicted model, not a curated record. The annotation marks the transcript as partial. Gene Ontology annotation, molecular function: phosphatidate phosphatase activity. The transcript has a single exon. NCBI's taxonomy places the organism in Eukaryota, Fungi, Ascomycota, Saccharomycetes, Phaffomycetales, Wickerhamomycetaceae. Gene Ontology annotation, biological process: phospholipid metabolic process.